This is a messenger RNA of Adineta steineri, 1026 nucleotides long. NCBI's taxonomy places the organism in Eukaryota, Metazoa, Rotifera, Eurotatoria, Adinetida, Adinetidae. The record is from the annotation of a GenBank genome assembly.
AUGCUUACUGAACCAUCAACACACACAUGGACAUCUUUAGGUUUUAACGGUACAAUAUCGAACAUUUCCAAUAGUUUUGGUUAUCAUACAACGACAACUCCUUCAUCUACAUCAUCAUCAACAUCAUCAACAAAUAUUGGUGGUGAUUCUAGACUUAAAAAUGACUAUGAUAAUGGAUCACGACGUAAUAAUAAUGCUAAUGAUUCCAAUUCAAAUACAGGUCAACAACAACAGCAACAACAACAGUCAUCAUCUUGGUCGUCAUUAGUUAAAUCUGAAUCUCCACAUGGACUAAGAGAUCCUUAUUCAACAUUUUCUAGUCAAUCAUUUUUUCCUCAUAAUGGUCAUAGAUUUGGUAGUGGAGCAUCAGGUACUGGUCAAAUACAAUUAUGGCAAUUUUUACUUGAACUUUUAUCGGAUACAAGUGCAAGUGCAAUUAUUGGUUGGGAAGGUUCGAAUGGUGAAUUUAAAUUAAUUGAUCCAGAUGAAGUUGCACGUCGUUGGGGUGAACGUAAAUCUAAACCUAAUAUGAAUUAUGAUAAAUUAUCUCGUGCAUUACGUUAUUAUUAUGAUAAAAAUAUUAUGACAAAAGUACAUGGUAAACGUUAUGCAUAUAAAUUUGAUUUUAAUGGUUUACAUCAAUUAAAUCAACCACAAUUACCUGAAUCACCUUAUACAAAAUAUCAACAAGAAAUGAUGCGUUCAUCACAAGCUCAUGCAGCUUAUUUUAAAUGGAGUGCAUUAAGUUCAGCAGCAGCAACAACAUCAGCAGUUCAUAUGCCACAUCAUCAUCAUCAUCAUCCAACAACGGCCGUUGCUGCUGCUGCUGUUGCUUCAACAGCAUAUACAAACUAUUGGAAUCAUCCUAAUACAUAUGACUAUACAGCUAAUUUUCCAACAGCAAAUCCAUAUCUUUCAUCAUCAUAUUGGGUUAGUCCAACAGCAAGUACAACAUCAACUGGAACAGGCGGUUUAUCAGUAACAAGCACAGCAUCUACUGCCAUUUCACCAUCAUUACCUUACUAA